Molecule: messenger RNA, 495 nt
Organism: Pseudogymnoascus destructans
Lineage: Eukaryota; Fungi; Ascomycota; Leotiomycetes; Thelebolales; Thelebolaceae
Exons: 1
Coding region: 1-495 (164 amino acids)
Cellular component (GO): membrane
Molecular function (GO): transmembrane transporter activity
Source: RefSeq, a predicted model, not a curated record
AUGAACCCGUAUACGGGCCGUAUAAUACUAUCUAAUACACUGCGACCUGCACUACUGGUCGCGUACUACAUCACCUCCUUUUUGUUUGCAGGCAACCCUAUACUUCUUGCAUGGUCCGUUGGAAAUACUGCUGGACAGACCAAGAAAUCCGUCACAAUGGCAUUUUAUCAAGCUGGUACCUCCGCAGGAGCCCUUAUUGGUCCGCUUCUGUUCACGGCAGACCAGGCCCCAGAAUAUCACCCAGCUAUUGGAGGUGUACUUGGGGUCUUUGUUGCCAUGAUGGUGCUCCUCGGUGUGCAAAUCGCCAAUUUGAUGUGGUUGAACAAGAAGCAGGAAAAGAGGAGAAUCGCAAACGGCAAGAGUGGGGUUAUUGUUGAUCGUUCCAUGACAACGAACGUCAACAUAGAUUCGAAGACUCAGGAAGUGUCAGGCGAUCGGGAGGAAGUCUUGGACUUGACAGACAAGCGGAAUGACGAGUUUGUGUAUGUCUACUAA